Messenger RNA from Glarea lozoyensis ATCC 20868, 1194 nucleotides. RefSeq lists its product as uncharacterized. The record is from RefSeq and is a predicted model, not a curated record. Lineage: Eukaryota; Fungi; Ascomycota; Leotiomycetes; Helotiales; Helotiaceae. Bases 1 to 1194 code for a protein of 397 amino acids. The transcript is spliced from 4 exons.
AUGGCACUCUCUGCCGAUACGGUACAGACUCUUGCCUUUCUGUGGGUUUUUACAUGGCUAGCAAUGUUCCUCAUGGCACUUCGGAUAGUUAUGAGGAGAUACCGAGGUCAAAAACUCGAUAUCAGCGACAGAAUCACCAUGGUGUGCAUGAUCUGCCUGUUAGCUCGACUAUCAUUCAUACAUGUCGUUCUUAUUUGGGGGACGAACAACAUUCCGAAGAAAGUACGGGCCAAACUUGUGUUCACAGCGACGGAUAUAUACCAGAGAGAAACUGCUAGCAAGUUAUUGCUUACGAGUAGGACUUGGUAUAAUACUUACCUAUGGUUACAAAAAGCCGUCAUCAUGAUACUUUACCAACGCCUACUUGCUGGAUUCAGAUACACCAAUAUUAUCAUCAGAUUAUAUUGGGUAAUUCUUGGGGUCUCCUACCUCGUUAUCCAAAUCGUGACUUUCACCGACUGUCAUCCACUAAAGCUAUAUUGGCAAGUGGUACCAGAUCCAGGUGUCUGUUCCCAAGCGGUCGGCCAACUCAUAACCCUUGGCUCUCUCAACAUAUUCACAGACGUAAUUCUCAUAAUCCUCCCAAUGCCCGCCCUCCUCAAAGUCAAACGCACAGGCGGCGACAAGUUUCGCCUCAUCUUCCUCUUUUCCCUUGGCGUAUUCCUCGUCAUCAUAACCGUAAUACGUCUUCCCCUCAACAUCAAAGACUCCAAUCUCCAAGUAAACCGCACAACCUGGGCAAGCGUCGAAGCUUUCACAGCUGCAUUCGUCGCAAAUGUCCCUACACUUUACACCCUACGCAAAAAGCUCCCAACAAAAGUAUUCGGCACAGAUGACGGCGAUGAGUUCCCAUCAGGUUGGACGGAAAGCGUGCAUUCGAUUGACAUGCCGUCUCCAGCAAUCUACAAACCCAAAUUCACCAACUACAACACCGCGUUCGAAGAUCACAGGAACACGAUGACGAUUCCCCCACCCGUGCCACCAAAAGAUCCAUUGCCAGUCCCCAAACCCGAAGAAAUGAUAAAACGUAGUUCCAUCCCCAUCCACUUCCAAAAACCUUCAGACCGUCACGCGCGAAUCCACCAUGGGAAAAUGGUAGUGGUAGAGGAGGAAAGCGGGGAGAUGAUUGAUUGGGAUGAGGUUGCGAGUAUGGAUUUGGAGAUCAUUAUUGAUCGAUUUCAUGAGGGUGUUUAA